AUGACAACACUAUUCAAUUUUUUUCGUCCACUAUUACUGCUAUUCACAGUGACUUUAAUUUAUUCCGUACCAGUAACAAGUAUUCAAAAUCUUCAUGCACGAUUCGAUGAGAAUUCUGGCUCAAUUUUUAUUGAAUGGCAAUAUCCAAGAACACCAACCAACAACGGUGUACAUUUCACUGUACGAUAUCGUCUUGGAAGAGACGAUCCAACAUGGAGAUAUGCACGAACUUCUCAACCGCAAUUACGGAUCAAUUUACCGGAAUACAAGAAUGGAAACGAACUUUUUGUACAGGUACAAGCAGAACAAGGUGGACAAAUUAUUGAAGAUUGGGGUCAGGAACUUAUUGUGACCAUCAAUAAAAAGGUAACGAUCGGAGAUAUGGAGAUUGACGACGAUGAACUUGUACCACCUCUGGAUUUCACUGCUCAUGUAUUGAGCCCAUCAAGUGUGAAACUAGAAUGGCGACCACAUGUUGGAGCUUCACCAGAUCUCUUCUAUAUAGUGAACGUAAAACAGCUUACAUCCGAUUCUGGAACCGCUCUUCAUCGACAACAGAUAAAAACAUCGGCAAAUAGUUUCACAUUGGGGAAAUUGAUCGCUGGAGAGAAAUAUGAGAUGACUAUUCGUAGUGCACUCAGCCCAACAAGGAUAUCAUCUACUGCUGCUAUUGUAGAGAUCCAUAUGCCAAGAGAAGCGGAUUAUUUCGAAAUCGGCAAUCUCAUAAUUAGUAGCCAUUUUCAAUCGAACGGUCGUGGAAUAGUGAAUUUAACAUGGGAAGUUCCGCCGAAUAUGGAAAAUCAAGUUGUUUCGUAUGAUGUACAAUACGUAGAAUCAGGAAGUGGUAGCUGGCAAAAAGUCGUAUUUCAUGGAACUAAACCAACAGCUGUACUUCAUAAUUUGAAAAGCGAUACGGAAUAUAUUCUACGUAUCAAAACAACACUCGCUAACAAUAUUCAGACAGAAAGUGGCGAAUUCAAAUUUAAGACACCAAAAGUUGAAGCGAAUCCGAUUCAAAAAGUGGAUGUUAUUUAUUCCCAUGAGGUAAACUCGGUAAAAUUGCAAUGGAUUCUUGAACCGCAUGUUCGAACAGAUCAAAUCGCUGGCUAUGAUGUCUACGUUAGCGACGACAAGGAUAGACCCGAUUCACAAUGGCGGUUGAUACGGCUCAGUAACCGUGAAGCAGCGUUGGCUCUGGAUAACCUUCGAAGUUCAACGGAAUAUUUUGUGAGAGUAAAUAUUCGUAACAAGGAUGGUUCCGUCAUCAGAGCUCCUUCCAUCUACAGGUUUAAAACGAUCGAUUGGCAGCACACAUCAAGAAAUCAUGUGAACCCGUUUGAAUGA
This is a messenger RNA of Necator americanus (New World hookworm), 1344 nucleotides long. RefSeq lists its product as uncharacterized. Gene Ontology annotation, molecular function: cytokine receptor activity; cytokine binding. Bases 1 to 1344 code for a protein of 447 amino acids. The transcript is spliced from 13 exons. Gene Ontology annotation, cellular component: external side of plasma membrane; signaling receptor complex. NCBI's taxonomy places the organism in Eukaryota, Metazoa, Nematoda, Chromadorea, Rhabditida, Ancylostomatidae. Gene Ontology annotation, biological process: cytokine-mediated signaling pathway. The record is from RefSeq and is a predicted model, not a curated record.